AGCUGCAACUCGCUGUCCCCGAAAGCGAGAGGCGCACGAAGACCCCAUUACUAUUGAGUUCCAAGCCAAUGAGAAGAAGAGAGAACGCUCCAAAAGAGAGACAGAGAGCGAAUCUCCCCCUUCUCUCCGACGUCCGCAUAUUUCUCUGUCGAAGCGCAUUUGCUCCUUGUUAACUGGAGGUGUCUUGGUGGAUUGGAGUCUCGGAAAGAGUGGAAUUCGCAUUCGCCUGCUCGGGAGAAGCUCCGGAUUCGGCGGGUCGGAGCUGCGAUCUGGCCGGUGAAUUCGCCGCCGGCGGUGGAUGACUCCGAGGAAUGCGCGUUUUUGAUACAUCUGGCAAGAUCGUGAGAUUUUAGGGGCAGAUCAAUGAAGAACGGGAUUAUAGAAUGCAGUGUUUGCCACUCGAAGCUUUUGUCACCAAGCUCCAAAACCAUAUCAAGGGCCUAUGACCGGCACAGAAGCAGAGUAUCGUCCAAGCAGCGUGCCCUCAACACCCUCUUGGUGGUCGGGGAUUGUAUGUUAGUUGGUUUACAGCCUGUUUUGGUUUAUAUGUCCAAGGUUGAUGGAAAGUUCAACUUUAGCCCAAUCAGCGUUAAUUUUUUGACUGAGCUUGCAAAGGUCGCUUUUGCAAUUGUUAUGCUUUUGUUACAGGCAAGGAAUCAAAAAGUUGGAGAGAAGCCAUUGUUAUCAAUAUCGACUUUUGUGCAGGCAGCACGCAACAAUGUGCUUCUUGCUGUUCCAGCCCUUCUCUAUGCUAUCAAUAACUAUUUGAAGUUCAUCAUGCAGUUAUACUUUAAUCCUGCAACAGUGAAAAUGCUAAGCAACUUGAAGGUUCUGGUUAUUGCAUUUUUGUUGAAAAUAAUAAUGAAGCGCAGAUUCUCCAUAAUUCAGUGGGAAGCCCUUGCUCUCUUGCUCAUUGGGAUUAGCAUUAAUCAGCUGCGCUCACUACCCGACGGACCUGCUUUGGGUCUUCCUGUUGGAACGGUUGCGUAUAUCUAUACAUUUAUUUUUGUCACAGUUCCGUCUCUUGCCUCUGUAUAUAAUGAAUAUGCUCUGAAGAGUCAAUAUGACACAAGUAUAUAUCUUCAGAAUUUAUUUUUAUAUGGAUAUGGUGCUAUAUUUAACUUUCUGGGAAUUCUUGGAACUGCCAUUGUUAAAGGUCCCAGCAGCUUUGACAUCUUGGAAGGACAUUCAAAAGCUACCAUGUUUCUAAUCUUUAAUAAUGCAGCCCAAGGAAUUUUAUCUUCCUUUUUUUUCAAAUACGCAGAUACAAUUUUGAAGAAGUACUCGUCAACAGUUGCCACAAUCUUCACCGGCAUAGCUUCAGCUGCACUCUUUGGUCAUACUUUAACUGCCAACUUCGUCUUAGGAAUUUCUGUUGUGUUUAUAUCAAUGCAUCAGUUCUUUUCACCCAUUUCAAAGGUUAAAGAUCCACCAAGAAAUGGGACUCUGGAAUUAGUUGAUCAUCAGGACAGCCACAGGUCUAAGGAUUCAUUUAUAAAUAUGGCAGCAGGAGCAAAUGAUGAGGCUAGUCAUCGGGUAGGGUCUGAUGAGGAACAGCCUCUACUCCCCAGAUAGGUUACGUCAGGAAAUUUUCAGGCAUUGUCUAGGAAGAAAAUGGUACAGAGAUGGCCACUUAUCAGAUUCGGUGUGGAAUAAUCGAGCAAUGCGUGCUGCUCCUGUGGGAUCCACGAGUGUCGCUGAAUCCAGUUAGUUCCGAUAUUGAAGCUUUUUCAUUUGGGAGAGCUCGAAGCAUUUUUUCUUUUGGAUAGAAGAUAGCAGCGCGUAAGGUGCCAUGCCAGUUUUCGAGAUCCUUGGAUUUCUGUUGCAGACAAUGUAAAGCCUAUCAUUCUUAUCUGUAUUCUUUAAGACAUUGAGAAAUAUUUUUUGCUUCGACUUUUCAUAGGUUUCUCAAAAUAUGUAUUCUUUCUUCAUUUAUUUUUUUAUUGUUUUUUUUUUUUUUUUUUGUGACAACAGAAGUUCUCAUUUCAAUUUCGUUCUUCCAAAGGAAUAGAAAUCAAAUGCUCAUAAAUUUGUUGAACAGA
Molecule: messenger RNA, 2042 nt
Organism: Rhodamnia argentea
Lineage: Eukaryota; Viridiplantae; Streptophyta; Magnoliopsida; Myrtales; Myrtaceae
Product: CMP-sialic acid transporter 2-like
Exons: 16
Coding region: 364-1575 (403 amino acids)
Biological process (GO): pyrimidine nucleotide-sugar transmembrane transport
Cellular component (GO): Golgi membrane
Molecular function (GO): pyrimidine nucleotide-sugar transmembrane transporter activity
Source: RefSeq, a predicted model, not a curated record